AAACAUCAAUUCCAUCACAUCUCUGGUUGUUUUCAUCAAUUUGUUUACUCUGGAUAUUUAAUUUAUUACUUUCGUUGCACUCGCAUUUAAUUUCAUCCAAAACUUUGCAAUGUUGUGCAUACUUUGUUGUAAAUAUGGGGACAGCUGUUUAAAAAUAUUUAACGAAAUUGAACUUAAAUUGGGAAUUGCUGACAUAAUUGGGAGGCACUUUUGGUUCAAGCCAAUUCCGGAGGAGAACAUAUCGGCAGUGAUUUGCUCCGCAUGUUGGUCAAAAGUAGACGAUUUUCAUCAAUUUUAUUUGUCAGUGGAAGAAGCGCAUAACACCCUCAAUAGUAAAGUGAAAAAUGAGCCUUUUGCUGAAAUCGAUUUCAAUGAAUUGCAUGAUCCCGAUCUAAGUCCAAAAAAAGAACUGACAGAAAAAACAUGUCCAUUGCCUGAUAAAUCGAUGGACCACUCAAACGGAAUCCUGAACAAAUUUUGUGAGCUAGAGAUGCCCUGUUCCAUAUGUAGCGAAGAUACAAAUGCUAGGAGUGAUUCGAUCAACCCAAUUUGUGAGAUGGCCGAUAAUGACGAACUAAACGAAGAAACUUAUAACAAAAGUGAUGGAUCAAGAGAAGGAAAAGCCACCACGCCAAAAAAAAUUGAAAGAACAUUAAGAAGUGGCACGUUAUGUAGGAAAAAUGAAAUCUCUUUAAAAGUAACACAUAAGAAAGAUGAUAAUACUAAAAAGUUAAAGAAACGGUCUGGCGUAAAAUCGGUAUUGGAAGACGAUGCUUUGGUGAAAAAAUAUAUUCCCAUGAUGUGUGAAUUGUGUCCUUUUAUCAGUGAAGACUAUUUGUCUGUGACCAAACAUUUUCGAACAGAUCACCCAAAUGUUAAACCCUACAUUAGGUGCUGCAAUAGAAAACUUGUUCGUCGCCAAGAUAUUGUGCAUCAUGCCUACAGGCAUGAUAAUCCGGAAUUCUUUAAGUGCAAAGAGUGUCAAAAAGUAUUUACCGAAAAGGCAACAUUAUCUCGUCACAUGAUAGAAGCGCAUACACCAGAAGAAGAACUUAAUUUCCAUUGUGAUCGAUGUCCCAAAAGAUUCGCCCUACGAAAAAAAUUGGAAAUUCAUAAAAACUCACAUGUACCCAUGGCGGAACGUACUUUCAUAUGUAAUCAAUGCCCUAAUAGUCGUUUUGCCAGUAAUGCACUUUUGAAAAUUCACAUAUGUAUGCGUCAUCGACAUGAACCUAAUAUUUGUCAUGUGUGUGCUAAGGUCAUACGUGAUAAAGCUUCAUUCGAGAAACAUGUACGAGCUCAUCUCGACGAAGGCGCUCCAAAAAUAAAAUGCACGGUAGAUGAUUGUGACCAUUGGUUCAAGCAUGAUCAUUAUCUUCGGCGCCACAUUAGAAGAAUGCAUACUAAUGAGGAAAAAGCGAUAUCUUGCGAGAUAUGUGGUGGAGUAUAUAAAAACAAGUGUUCGCUGGCAAAACAUAAACGGCGAGUUCACUCAAAUGUGGUAUACACUUGUGAGGUUUGCAAAAAAACAUUCAAGCGCGCUAUUUACUUAAAGGAGCAUAUGGCCCAACAUACUGGUGAAAUACUCUACAAUUGUCAAUUUUGCACUCGCACUUUUAAUUCCAAUGCCAACAUGCAUGCGCAUAAGAAGAAAAUGCAUCCAGUCGAAUGGGAUAAUUGGAGGAAAACAAAUAACGGUUGCACAAAAUAGUGACCACUAAGACAGCAUAAAUUUCAAACUAUUUUGAUUCACUAAUAUAUUAUUUUGUUUUAUUUAUUUUAGUAAUAAGAUUUAUUUAUUUAUUGUUACAUAAAAUUUUAUACUUAAAUGAACGUGCAUCAUGUGAAAUAAUAACUGUCGCGCCGGUUUUAAAUCAA
This is a messenger RNA of Ceratitis capitata (Mediterranean fruit fly), 1878 nucleotides long. RefSeq names its product transcription factor grauzone. The transcript is spliced from 5 exons. Gene Ontology annotation, molecular function: zinc ion binding. The coding region runs from base 110 to 1711 and encodes 533 amino acids. The record is from RefSeq and is a predicted model, not a curated record. NCBI's taxonomy places the organism in Eukaryota, Metazoa, Arthropoda, Insecta, Diptera, Tephritidae. Gene Ontology annotation, cellular component: nucleus.